This is a messenger RNA of Pangasianodon hypophthalmus (striped catfish), 7501 nucleotides long. Its product is annotated as protein NLRC5-like. The record is from RefSeq and is a predicted model, not a curated record. NCBI's taxonomy places the organism in Eukaryota, Metazoa, Chordata, Actinopteri, Siluriformes, Pangasiidae. The coding region runs from base 189 to 5735 and encodes 1848 amino acids. The transcript has 29 exons. Gene Ontology annotation, molecular function: protein binding.
UUCAGUAAUAAUAAUAAUAAUAAUAAUAAUAAUAAUAAUAAUAAUAAUAAUAAGGGCGGUGUCGUUAAACAGCUGAAAUGGGGAGCAGCAGCACAACACAAGAAGAUCCCUCACCCAUCUUUAAGAUUUUUUUUCUUUUGUUUUAUCGAUGAACAGCUAAAGUUGAUCACUGUACAUUGUAGAGGAGCAUGACCUCCAAAAUGAGUUCUUCCACCCAGAAGAACAAAUGGAAUGAUGAGGGCAAGAGAUCAGACUCGCCAGAACCUAGUUGUGUGUCCAUGAAGAGUGAUCAGUCAAUGGACAAACUCACACACUUCAGAGAGGGGCAGUGUUCCACUGAGAUCAGAGAGAGAUCGGAGUCACCAAAACCAAGCUGUGUGUCCAUGAAGAGUGAUCAGUCAAUGGACAAACUGACACAUUUCAGAGAGGGACAGAGUUCUACUGAGAUCAGAGAGAGAUCAGACUUGCCAGAACCCAGCUGUGUGUCCAUGAAGAGUGAUCAGUCAAUAGACAAACUGACACAUUUCAGAGAGGACAACUCUUCUACUGAGAUCAGUGCCAAAAAGAAGAAGGCAAAUGCAACAGAGCAAAAUUUGAACUCCCUAUUCAAGGAGCUGGAACAAAGAGUCAUCACUCUGGUGAGGAGUGAGUUGCAAAGUUUUAAGAAGUUACUUAGUUCAGAUUACCCAGAAUGCUCUGACAAUGCGAAGGAUCAGAGUGAUGUGAGAGAGGGGGCACUGAAGAUCACACUGCACAUCCUGAGGAACAUGAAGCAGACCAACCUCGCUAACACGCUACAGAACAAAUUUCUUCCAGAUUGUCAUCAAAAAUUCAAGUCCAAAUUAAAGAAAAAAUUUCAGAAAAUCCAGGAGGGAAUCUCAGAACAUGGAACUGCAACACUUCUGAAUGAGAUCUACACAGAUCUCUACAUUACAGAGGGAGGAAGUGGAGACGUCAAUAAUGAACAUGAAGUGAGACAGAUUGAGACAGCGUUCAGGAGACCAGCAACACAGGAGACACCCAUCAAAUGUAAUGACCUCUUUAAUGAAAAAGACAUCAGAACUGUGCUGACUAAAGGAGUAGCUGGAAUUGGAAAAACAGUCUCUGUGCAGAAGUUUAUUCUGGACUGGGCUGAAGGAAAAGCAAAUCAGGACAUCUUCUUCAUGUUUCCACUUCCCUUUAGAGAGCUGAAUCUGAUGAAGGAGAAAAAGUUCAGUCUGAUGGAAUUUCUUUAUUACAUUUUCCCAGAAACAAAGGAAUUAAAACUGAGACAUUAUAAUCAGUACAGGAUGUUGUUCAUCUUUGAUGGUCUGGAUGAGUGUCGACUUCCUCUAAAUUUCCAGAACAAUGAGAGAUUGUGUGAAGUGACAGAGUCAGCCUCAGUGGAUGUGCUGCUGACAAACCUCAUCAAGGGGAAUCUGCUUCCCUCUGCUCUCCUCUGGAUAACCUCUCGACCAGGAGCAGCCAAUCAGAUCCCUCCUGAGUGUGUAGACCAGGUAACAGAGGUACGAGGCUUCAGUGAUCCUCAGAAAGAGGAGUACUUCAGGAAGAGGAUCAGUGAUCAGAGCCUGGCCAAUAAAAUCACCACACACAUGAAGUCUUCACGAAGCCUCUACAUCAUGUGCCACAUCCCAGUCUUCUGCUGGAUUUCAGCCACGGUUCUAGAGAGAAUGUUGGGUGAAGCAGAGAGUGGAGAGAUCCCCAAGACUCUGACUCAAAUGUUCACACACUUCCUGAUCUUUCAGAUCAAACACAAGGACCAAAAGUACCAUCAGAAAUGUGACCCUGAUCCUCAGCAGACCACAGAGAGUAUCCUGGCACUGGGAAAACUGGCUUUCCAACAGCUGGAGAAAGGAAACCUGAUCUUCUAUGAGGAAGACCUGAGAGAGUGUGGCAUUGAUGUCAGAGAAGUGUCAGUGUAUUCAGGAGUGUGUACCCAAAUCUUUAGAGAGGAGUUUGGGCUUCACCUGGGGAAGGUGUUCAGCUUUGUACAUCUGAGCGUUCAGGAGUUUCUGGCUUCUUUAUAUGCAUUUCUUUCCUUCAUCUUAAAGAACAGAAAUGUGCUUCAGGAGCAAACUACUGGAUAUAUUUCCUUCAGAAAGUCUGAUUUUCUGAAGAGUGCAGUGGACAAGGCCUUACAGAGUGAGAAUGGACAUCUUGAUCUUUUCCUCCGUUUCCUUCUUGGCCUCUCACUGGAGUCCAAUCAGACUCUCUUACGAGGCCUCCUAGAGACUGACAGCAAGAGUUCUCCAUCAGGUGCUGGGGAAACAGUCAAGUUCAUCAAGGAGAAGAUCAGAGAGAACCUCUCUCCAGAGAAAUCCAUCAAUCUGUUCCACUGUCUGAAUGAACUGAAUGAUCAUUCUCUAGUGCAGGAAGUCCAAAUUUACCUCAAUAAAGGAGCAUAUAGUCGUCUCCAUGGUGCCAGACUCUCUCCUUCUCAGUGGUCAGCUCUGGUGUUUGUGUUACUGAACUCAGAAGAGGAGCUGGAUGAGUUCGAUUUGAGUAAAUAUGACAAAUCAGAGGAAUGUCUUCAUAGGCUGCUGCCAGUGGUCAAAGCCUCCAGAAAAGCUGUGCUGCGCGGUUGUAAUCUGACAGAGGAAAGCUGUAGAGCUCUGUCCUCAGUUCUCAGCUCAAACUCCUCCAGGCUGAGAGAACUGGACCUGAGUGACAAUGAACUGCAGGAUUCAGGAGUGAAGCUGCUCUCUGCUGGACUGGAGAAUCCACACUGUACACUGGAGAUACUGAGACUCUGUAAAUGCAGUAUUACAGAUGAAGGUUGUGCUGCUCUGGUUUCAGCUCUGAGGUCAAACCCCUCAUCACACCUGAGAGAACUGAAUCUGAACUACAAUAAACCAGGAGACUCAGUAGUGAAGCUGCUCUCUGAUCUACUGAAGGAUCCACACUGUAAACUGGAGAAACUACGGCUGCGUUGGUGUAAUCUGACAGAGGAAAGCUGUAGAGCUCUGUCCUCAGUUCUCAGCUCAAACUCCUCCAGUCUGAGAGAACUGGACCUGAGUCACAAUAAUCUGCAGGAUUCAGGAGUGAAGCUGCUCUCUGCUGGACUGGAGAAUCCACACUGUACACUGGAGAUACUCAGGCUGUAUUGGUGUAAUCUGACAGAGGAAAGCUGUAGAGCUCUGUCCUCAGUUCUCAGCUCAAACUCCUCCAGUCUGAGAGAACUGGACCUGAGUCACAAUAAACUGCAGGAUUCAGGAGUGAAGCUGCUCUCUGCUGGACUGGAGAAUCCACACUGUACACUGGAGAUACUCAGGCUGGAUUGGUGCAGUAUUACAGAUGAAGGCUGUGCUGCUCUGGUUUCAGCUCUGAGGUCAAACCCCUCAUCACACCUGAGAGAACUGAAUCUGAACAACAAUAAUCCAGGAGACUCAGGAGUGAAGCUGCUCUCUGACCUACUGAAGGAUCCACACUGUAAACUGGAGAAACUACAGCUGUCUAACUGCAGUAUUAAAGGUGAAGGCUGUGCUGCUCUGGUUUCAGCUCUGAGGUCAAACCCCUCAUCACACCUGAGAGAACUGAAUCUGAACUACAAUAAACCAGGAGACUCAGGAGUGAAGCUGCUCUCUGAUCUACUGAAGGAUCCACACUGUAAACUGGAGACACUACAGCUGUGUAGGUGUAAUCUGACAAAGGAAAGCUGUAGAGCUCUGUCCUCAGUUCUCAGCUCAAACUCCUCCAGUCUGAGAGAACUGGACCUGAGUGACAAUAAACUGCAGGAUUCAGGAGUGAAGCUGCUCUCUGCUGGACUGGAGAAUCCACACUGUACACUGGAGAUACUCAGGCUGUCUAACUGCAGUAUUACAGGUGAAGGUUGUGCUGAUCUGGUUUCAGCUCUGAGGUCAAACCCCUCAUCACACCUGAGAGAACUGAAUCUGAACUACAAUAAACCAGGAGACUCAGGAGUGAAGCUGCUCUCUGACCUACUGAAGGAUCCACACUGUAAACUGGAGAAACUAAAGCUGCGUGGUUGUAAUCUGACAAAGGAAAGCUGUAGAGCUCUGUCCUCAGUUCUCAGCUCAAACUCCUCCAGACUGAGAGAACUGGACCUGAGUCACAAUAAUCUGCAGGAUUCAGGAGUGAAGCUGCUCUCUGCUGGACUGGAGAAUCCACACUGUACACUGGAGAUACUGAGGCUGUGUAAAUGCAGUAUUACAGAUGAAGGCUGUGCUGCUCUGGUUUCAGCUCUGUGGUCAAACCCCUCAUCACACCUGAGAGAACUGAAUCUGAACAACAAUAAUCCAGAAGACUCAGGAGUGAAGCUGCUCUCUGAUCUACUGAAGGAUCCACACUGUAAACUGGAGAAACUACAGCUGUGUGAAUGUAAUCUGACAGAGGAAAGCUGUAGAGCUCUGUCCUCAGUUCUCAGCUCAAACUCCUCCAGUCUGAGAGAACUGGACCUGAGUUACAAUAAACUGCAGGAUUCAGGAGUGAAGCUGCUCUCUGCUGGACUGGAGAAUCCACACUGUACACUGGAGAUACUGAGGCUGCGUGAUUGUAAUCUGACAGGGGAAAGCUGUAGAGUUCUGUCCUCAGUUCUCAGCUCAAACUCCUCCAGUCUGAGAGAACUGAACCUGAGUGAGAAUAAACUGCAGGAUUCAGGAGUGAAGCUGCUCUCUGCUGGACUGGAGAAUCCACACUGUACACUGGAGAUACUGAGGCUGUGUAAAUGCAGUAUUACAGAUAAAGGUUGUGCUGCUCUGGUUUCAGCUCUGAGGUCAAACCCCUCAUCACACCUGAGAGAACUGAAUCUGAACAACAAUAAUCCAGGAGAAUUAGGAGUGAAGCUGCUCUCUGAUCUACUGAAGGAUCCACACUGUAAACUGGAGACACUACAGCUGCGUGUGUGUAAUAUGAAAGAGGAAAGCUGUAGAGUUCUGUCCUCAGUUCUCAGCUCAAACUCCUCCAGUCUGAGAGAACUGGACUUGAGUUACAAUGAACUGCAGGAUUCAGGAGUGAAGCUGCUCUCUGCUGGACUGAAGAAUCCACACUGUACAGUGGAGAUACUGUGGCUGUGUUGGUGUAAUCUGAAAGAGGAAAGCUGUAGAGCUCUGUCCUCAGUUCUCAGCUCAAACUCCUCCAGACUGAGAGAACUGGACCUGAGUGAGAAUAAACUGGAGGAUUCAGGAGUGAAGCUGCUCUCUGCUGGACUGGAGAAUCCACACUGUACACUGGAGAUACUGAGGUUGUCUAACUGCAGUAUUACAGAUGAAGGUUGUGCUGCUCUGGUUUCAGCUCUGAGGUCAAACCCCUCAUCACACCUGACAGAACUGAAUCUGAACAACAAUAAACCAGGAGACUCAGGAGUGAAGCUGCUCUCUGAUCUACUGAAGGAUCCACACUGUAAACUGGAGACACUACAGCUACAUGGUUGUAGUCUGAAAGAGAAAAGCUGUAGAGCUCUGUCCUCAGUUCUCAGCUCAAACUCCUCCAGUCUGAGAGAACUGGACCUGAGUGAGAAUAAACUGCAGGAUUCAGGAGUGAAGCUGCUCUCUGCUGGACUGGAGAAUCCACACUGUACACUGGAGAUACUGAGGCUGUCUGACUGCAGUAUUACAGAUGAAGGCUGUGCUGCUCUGGUUUCAGCUCUGAGGUCAAACCCCUCAUCACACCUGAGACAACUGAAUCUGAAAUACAAUAAUCCAGGAAAGACAGGAAUGAAGCUCCUCUCUGACCUGCUGAAGGAUCCACACUGUAAACUGAAGAAACUACAAACAUAAAUCUACAUGGUAAUGGAUGUGUAUUGGUCGAAUCUGAGAUGUCAAGCUAUCAGAUGAUGUGAUCAGCUGCAGUCUCCACUCUACUGAGGAGCUACAUGAAUCCAAACUGAAGAAAGCAGGUGAUGAGGUGACCCCUCUUACCCACGACCCAACCUGCUGGGAAAACCUUUUCUGGAAACUUUAUUCUCUCAGUUAUAAAAGAAUGAUUUCUUUCACAAAAAGGAACUGGACUCUUAUUAUUCUCCUUAAAGGAGACACUAGAACUAAUCUAGCCAGAUACAUAUGAUUUUUUUCUGUAAAAUCAUUCAACGGCACUUUAUUACUCUUCUGAUAUCAUAAACUGGGUUAAAGAUUUUCUGUGUAGUGCGUUUUGAUAAAUUAAGACUAAUUGCAAGCUUGCAUUACAGCAGCUGGUAUGUUGUAGAAGAACACGCUCACAGAGACAGCUACAGCUAAACACACAUACAGUCACACACUUGUGAAUUCCGGGUUAAGUUAAAUGCUGUGAACAGAUAUCUGCUUUUCAACAAAUGUGAAUGGCCAUUUAAUGGUAUUAAGAAAGUUAAUAACGUGACCUUCAUGAAAUACAAUAUGUCUGAUUAUGUGGUGCAAUUUGAUAAGCACCACUGGCUGUGGUUGCGUUCUAACUCAGGAUAGAUAUACUGUAUAAUAAUGUAUAAUAAUAUAUGGUUUUGACAAUCAAUCUUGUUGCAUGUUCAUCAGAUUUUUUCCAUUACAGCAGAGAAGCAACUUUUAUUUACUUUUCAUCAGUCCACUUAAAAUUUGCACAGUUAUUUUGAAGGAUUUUAUAUAGGUAAAAAUGUUUGAAAUGUUUAUUUUAUACGCCACUUAACUAUAGAUCAUGUAUACCAUAUAUAAGAUACAUACUAUUUAUACAAAAUAGUUUGAUUAUUAAUGAUUCAACCAUGGAUAAAAAUCUACAAUAAUCUAAAAUGUGUAUAUAUUUCAGAUCAGUUUAUUUCUGGAUGUUACGUACUUCUCUUAAAUGAAACCUAAUGUAAGUACAGUUCCCAAAAGUUUACAUACAUCUAGACUAAAGGCAUUCAAACUAAAAUUUUAUGUUACCAUACAUUUCCUGUGUUAAGUCAGUUAGGAUAUCUACUUUAUUUUCCAAAAGUUUGGAUUUCAAAACAGUAUGAUUUAUUUCAGCUUUUAUAUAUUAUAUCAUAUUUUAGUGGGUCAAAAGUUUACACACUCUUUAUCAGUAUUUGUUUUCUUUUAAUUGCUUGAACUUGGGGCAGCUUACUGCAAAAUGUUUAAAGAGACAGUCAUAUUGGUGUGUGUAAAAUGUGACUCACUGGAAUUCUGAUAUUAAAUCUGAAUUAAAUCUGUCUCUAAUCAGUUGUUUAAAAUUACCACUGAUGUUAAAAAAAAAAAAUGGAUGCCAUAAUUGACUUGCCAGAAGAAAUGUAUGGUUACAUGAAAAGUGUGGAGUUAUGAAAAUCAGAGACUGAAUAUCUUUAGCCUAGGUGUAUGCAGACUUUUGGGCUGAACUGUAAAUUACAGAUAAUUUAUUACAGGUGUUAUUGAUUUUAUAUUUUCAUAACGCAGUACACACAUGUGACCAGCAGGUGUCACCAGUGUUUUGAAAAUGAAACUGUUCACUUCUCCUUGAAUUCUAAUAAGAAUUUUGAAUUAAUUCACUAUACUGCUUAGGUAGAGAACUGCUGUUAUGAUUGUUUUUAAUGUAAUAUAUUUGUGUGUAAUCAUUCUUACUGUCUGUAAUGUUUCCCAUAAAUAGCAUG